Cimex lectularius (bed bug) is the source of this 1185-nucleotide messenger RNA. RefSeq names its product translation initiation factor IF-3 (gene mIF3). The transcript has 3 exons. Gene Ontology annotation, cellular component: mitochondrion. Bases 294 to 1010 code for a protein of 238 amino acids. Gene Ontology annotation, biological process: mitochondrial translational initiation; ribosome disassembly. Lineage: Eukaryota; Metazoa; Arthropoda; Insecta; Hemiptera; Cimicidae. Gene Ontology annotation, molecular function: ribosome binding; translation initiation factor activity. The record is from RefSeq and is a predicted model, not a curated record.
UCCAUAACCGCGUGUGGUAAUUGAUACCUUCGUCGUAACUACGCACUGGGAAGAGUUUUGAUUUUGUUUAUAUUUUGAAUUUUCGACCUGAAACUUCUGGCACAUUUUUAUUCCGAUAUUUAAGAUUUUAGUAAACGUUAUUGUCUGAAUGUCAUCUGUGGUAGAUGACAAAAAGAGAAAAUCUCAAUUCGUUGAAGAAUUUAAAAAAAAAAUCCAGUUUUAAAAUUAAGAUUUAAAGCAUUCUUUGAGUGUACCUCGAUUCGAGGGGUGACAAAAGCCUGCCGGUGUCUUGAAUGUGUACCAACCAGUCUUCCGCUAUGUCUUUGCUACUUUCCAAGUUGAACCUGAGUACGUUGCUCAACUCUUGUAUUCCGUCGAAUGCACCGUUUCAAAAGUGCUUAAGAUACAGUCCGAUGAUUUUGAACCGUGUUCACAACAAACCGCUAGAGGGUGAACAGCUUAAAGAAUCAUCGAAAAAGAAAAAGCCCGUUUACAUAUCGUUGAUCGGCACAGAUGACAAUGUAUCGUAUAUCACUUUGGAAGAAGCCACUAAGCUUUCGAACAGAAGAGGUCUGAAGUUAAUGAAAAUAACAGAUUUCGAUGUAAAGAAAAAAUGUGCCGUAUACAAACUCUUAACCAGUGCCCAGUACUUACAAGAUGAAAUCAAACACAAAAAAAGCACAAAAGACCAACCCACUGGGUUCAAAAGCGAGAAAAUAAUUACAUUUUCGAACAAAAUUUCAAAUCACGAUUUAGAUUUUAAAGUUAAACAGAUUAUCAAGUGGAUUGAAAAAUAUCACCAAGUACGAGCCACUGUUUCAGGUCUGGAACCUAAUGACCAGCAAACGGAAAAAGUGUAUUCACAGAUAGAGACUUUAAUUGGGAAGCAAGCGAGAAUUCUUCAGAAAAGAAGCUCCGGUGUUGAUAUAAAAUUUCAGAUAGUUCCUCUAAAAAAAGAAAAGAAAGAGAACGAAAACAAAGAAACCGAAAACAGCACUCAAACUUCAUGAGUCAAGGAAAUUUUGUGAUGUUUUAUUAUUAUGUUAGUCACAUUUUUUUUGCCAUGUGAUUUAUGCGCUCAAGUACAUAGGAAGUAAAACCUGAUAUUUGCUAAUAACGCAAAAAACUGUUUUAUUUGCUGGUUGUAGCAGUACUUUUGAUAAAUAUAUAUAUAAUUUUUUUUUU